CCAAAUUUUCUUUCCAUGGUGCUGUGCCAAACCGCGAUAGCAUGGAGCAGGAAAAACCCUAUUUUGCUGUAAUAGCUGGAUUAUGUGCUUCCUUUGCAAGUUUGUUCGGAAAGUUGACCGCAAACAGUGGCCGGCUGUUAGAUUGGGUUGGACUUGCUUCCUGGCCAGUAGGUGAAGUCUUGGUGCAGGCAUUAUGUGUACUCAUUAUGAUACUGCUCAACGGUUGCGUUUGGCGAUUCUUCGUUAAAGCACUGCACACUGGAACCGGAUCCACGCUUCGCGCAUCCUUGGCCAGCGCUGCCACGAAUUAUGUCGCUUCGGCAAUUCUAGGCAUGCUGCUAUUCAACGAGCAUAGCACACUGCUUUGGUGGCUCGGAACGUUGCUCGUUUUAGCAGGAUUGCUGUUGAUUAUCGGUGGUUCGGACGAGGAAAGUGAAGCGACACAUUCAAACCAGACACACCGGAAAGGAGAAUAA
Molecule: messenger RNA, 476 nt
Organism: Anopheles maculipalpis
Lineage: Eukaryota; Metazoa; Arthropoda; Insecta; Diptera; Culicidae
Exons: 3
Coding region: 42-476 (144 amino acids)
Source: RefSeq, a predicted model, not a curated record